Juglans regia (Persian walnut) is the source of this 537-nucleotide messenger RNA. RefSeq names its product anti-sigma-I factor RsgI2-like. The coding region runs from base 1 to 537 and encodes 178 amino acids. The transcript has a single exon. Lineage: Eukaryota; Viridiplantae; Streptophyta; Magnoliopsida; Fagales; Juglandaceae. The record is from RefSeq and is a predicted model, not a curated record.
AUGGUGGGCAACACCUCAACCGCACGGGCCCUCCACUUGCACCGAGCCCUCCACCAGCACCAGUCUCUACCAACAUCCAAGCACUCCACUUGCACCGAGUCCUCCACCUGCACCGGGCUCUCCACCUGCACAGGCUCUCCACCUACACCGAGCUCUCCCCCUACACCAAGCUCUCCAACUGCGCCGGUCUCUCUCCCUGCACCGAGCUCUCCACCUGCACUGGGCUCUCUGCCUGCACUGAGCUCUCCCCCUGCACCAAGCCCUCAACCUGCACUGGGCUCUCCACCUGCACAGGCUCUCCACCUACACCGAGCUCUCUGCCUGCACUGGGCUCUUCGCCUAGAUCGAGCUCUCCCCUACACCGAGCCCUCGACCUGCACUGGGCUCUCCACCUGCACCGAGCAUUCCACCUGCACUGAGCUCUCCCCCUACACCAAGCUCUCCAACUACACUAGGCUCUCACCCUACAUGAGCUCUCCACCUGCACUGAGCUCUCAACCUGCACUGAGCUCUCAACCUGCUCUCAACCUGCACUGA